This is a messenger RNA of Penicillium mononematosum, 672 nucleotides long. Its product is annotated as 60S ribosomal protein uL16. The record is from RefSeq and is a predicted model, not a curated record. Gene Ontology annotation, biological process: ribosomal large subunit assembly; translation. Gene Ontology annotation, molecular function: structural constituent of ribosome. Gene Ontology annotation, cellular component: cytosolic large ribosomal subunit; ribosome. The transcript is spliced from 4 exons. NCBI's taxonomy places the organism in Eukaryota, Fungi, Ascomycota, Eurotiomycetes, Eurotiales, Aspergillaceae. The coding region runs from base 1 to 672 and encodes 223 amino acids.
AUGGCGCGUAGACCUGCUCGAUGCUACCGGUAUUGCAAGAACAAGCCUUACCCCAAGUCACGCUUUAACCGAGGUGUCCCUGAUGCCAAGAUCCGUAUCUUCGAUCUGGGGCGGAAGAAGGCUUCUGUGGACGACUUCCCAUGCGCCGUGCACUUAGUGUCCAAUGAAUACGAACAGCUGAGCUCAGAAGCUCUAGAAGCUGCACGUAUCUGUGCCAAUAAAUACCUCGUCAAAGUCGCCGGCAAAGAGACAUUCCACAUGCGCGUCCGAGUUCACCCUUACCAUGUAAUCCGAAUCAACAAGAUGCUGAGUGUGGCUGGUGCGGAUCGUUUACAGACCGGGAUGCGAGGCGCAUUUGGCAAGCCAGCUGGCAAAGUGGCUCGAGUAGACGUGGGCCAGAUUCUGCUCUCCGUGCGAACUGUUGAUCGCCAUCGCGCGACUGCGGUCGAGGCGCUGCGUCGGUCAAUGUACAAGUUCCCCGGUCGACAGAAGGUUAUUGUUAGCAAAAUGUGGGGGUUCACUGCUUUACCACGAGCUGAGUAUUUGCGGUUGAAGGAUGCAGGGCUGUUGAGGGAUGAUGGUGCAUAUGUUCAGUUUUGUCGACGGAGGGGAGAGGUGGUAGAGAACAUGAAGAACUUCCCACAGGCAUAUAGUUUGAGGAGUGUGUUAUAG